AUGAAGCUAACAUUGAAAGGGGUUGCCUGGAUGACACCCAAAACACCGAUUCAAGUCAUCAACGACUGGCCUGGCAGCGGAGACCGUGGAGAGCGAAAGGUCCCGACAACUCUCAUCUACAACGCCGAUGGUAGCCUCUCAUCGUGGGGUUUUAUGUGUGCAGAUGAUGAUGAAACUUUACCAGGAAAAAUUCGACGAGAGUUCUUCAAGAUCUUUCUCGAUCAAGAUACUUUGGCUGCAGCACAGAAGCAAGGCCUUGAGCACUCUCCGCGAAGUACUUUGGACGCACAGCAAUACAUCACCGACUAUUUACGUCAGAUAUACGGACACAUCAAAGAGACUAUAGAAACCCAGUGCGGGCGACGUCAUUUUGGUGGUUGGGCGAGCAUGACGGUCACUUUCUUAUUCAGCGCCCCCACCACCUGGACGAGAAUGGGAGUCAUCAACGCUUUCAAGGAUGCAAUCAGCAAUGCCGGAUUUGGUGUCGAAGGACCUAAUCAUGCGGCGCAAGUUGAUUUGACAGAGGCAGAGGCAGCUGCAGUUGUAACUCUCAAGACAAGCCCUGUAGAGUUCCAACUGGGAAGCCUCUUUCUUACGGUUGACGCAGGCGGGGGCACCACCGACCUCGCGUUAAUGCAAAUCACAUCCACUGAUGGUAAUUUCCCGCAAAUGUCGCAAAUGGCAGCUGUGAGGGGGGUCGGAAUCGGUGCAUCACUCAUCGAUAGGGCCUUCGUUCGACUGGUGGCCCAAAGGCUAGCUACUUGCCAGGAUGCCCAGGACAGACUGCCUAUCGAUUGCGCGAAUAGAAUGGCGAGGAGUCACCAUUUUCGAACGGUGAAACACAAGUUUGGGGAGAGGGCCUACAUACAACCUGUGUACAAGAUUCAGAUGGAGGGUGUUUCUCAUGACUUCAGUCAUCAUGGGUUACGCGUUGAAAAUGGAAGGAUGGCAUUCACCAAAGAAGAGAUUACGUCACUUUUCGAGUUGCAGAUUGAAGGCAUAAUGAGGAGAAUCAGAGAACAGCUGGAUUGGCUAGGCGACAAUGAUCAGCCACAGCAAGUCAAUUACAUGGUCCUAUCUGGUGGCCUUGGUAGCUCAGCAUACGUUCGUGACAGGCUCCAGCAACAAUUCACUAGCUACCCGCACCGGAAUGCAAACCAGAUUGCAGUCAUUCCUUGCCAGGACCCUCAACUUGUGGUUGUGCGCGGUCUACUUCUUGAUCACCAACAGAAGAUGGAGUCUGGCAAUCUGCCAGUACUAGCUACGCGAAUAGCCCGAGCAAGUUACGGAAUCAUUGUCCAGGAAAUAUAUUCGCCCGCCAAGCAUUUCAACGAAGAUAUCGUCAACGACUUGUUCGAACAGAAGCAAAAAUGGGCCAUCAACCAAAUAGAAUGGCUCAUUCAGAAAGGAGACGUCAUCAACCCAAGCAAGCCAUUGGUGAAGUCUUUCGAUAUUCGACUGAAAGCGACGGAGACAACGAGGUCUUGGGACGCCAGAAUUGUGGUUUCUCACAAUGAAGUCUCAUUUCUGCCCAGCAGCAUGAAGCAUGCUGGAGCAUUGAAGCUUUGCGAGGUCAGAAGCAACCUCACGGGCGUGCAACAGGAGCAACUUGUACUCAAACAGAAGCGAGACCUGCGAUUCGAGCUCUGGUUUGCAGGUCAGAAGUUUUCGGGAAAUCACGACCCCAUCGCGGUGACAUGGGAGAACUAG
Molecule: messenger RNA, 1710 nt
Organism: Colletotrichum orchidophilum
Lineage: Eukaryota; Fungi; Ascomycota; Sordariomycetes; Glomerellales; Glomerellaceae
Exons: 6
Coding region: 1-1710 (569 amino acids)
Source: RefSeq, a predicted model, not a curated record